This is a messenger RNA of Lactuca virosa, 1235 nucleotides long. The record is from the annotation of a GenBank genome assembly. NCBI's taxonomy places the organism in Eukaryota, Viridiplantae, Streptophyta, Magnoliopsida, Asterales, Asteraceae.
AAAUGUUCCUUUUUAAAUCAAAAGCAACUGCGACAACGAACUAGAACAAAUUUGCACUUUACUAAAUUUAACAAUUCAAGGUCAAGGAUGAAGAACAGCUUCAGACAUAUGGCUGUUGCUAAAAGCGAUUUGGGAUUCCGGCUUGUUGUUUCGUGUCUGUUGCUCCUCAUUACAGAUUGCCAGAGUGCUCAGGGGCAUUUCAACAAACAUGUUGCGCUCUUCAUUUUCGGUGAUUCACUUUUCGAUCCUGGAAACAACAACUACAUAAACACUAAUCCCAACUUUCAAGCGAAAUUUUGGCCCUAUGGCGAGUCAUACUUCAAUCCGCCAAGUGGAAGAUUCUCUAAUGGCCGUCUCAUCCCUGAUUUUAUCGCUGAGUUUGCUGGAUUGCCUCUCAUUCCUGCGUAUCUUGACCCCCUUUACCAUAAUAAAGAAUUUGGGUAUGGAGCAAAUUUUGCGUCAGGGGGAUCUGGUGCAUUAGUUGAGACCAAUGGAGGACUCGUAAUUGAUCUCAAAACACAGCUACAGUAUUUCUCGGAUUUAGAGAAACGUUUUAGGAAGAAUUUAGGUGAUGUGAAAGCCAAGCAGCUUUUGUCCAACGCUGUCUACUUGUUUAGCUGCGGAAUCAACGACUAUGCAAGCCUCCUGCGCAACAACCAGAGUAGUCAUCAUCAUCAGCAGUACGUUGAAAUGGUGAUAGGAAACUUGACAGAUGUGUUCAAGGAAAUCCAUGAAAAAGGUGGGAGGAAGAUUGGAAUGACUAUGAUCCCGCAAUUAGGUUGUUUGCCUAUAGCUCGUGCACAGCAGCCAUGCAAUACAUGCUACGAAGAAUUUAACACCAUAGCAAGUCUACACAAUCGAGCACUAUCCAAGAAAAUGAAAGAGAUGACAAAACAAUUUGAAGGAUUCAUGUUUGCAAACUAUGAUCACUCAACUGCACUUAGCAAACGGAUGAAGAACCCAUCAAAAUAUGGUUUCAAGGUAGGAGACAGUGGAUGUUGUGGUAGUGGUCCUUUACGAGGGCUUUAUAGUUGUGGAGGAAAGAGAGGAAUACGAAAGUUUGAAUUGUGUGAUAAUCCUGAUGAUUAUCUCUUCUUCGACUCUGCUCAUCCUAGUGAAGCCGCAUGCCGCCAAUUCGCAGAGCUGUUUUGGAAAGGAGAUUCCAAAGUCACAUCACCUUACAAUUUAAAAGCCUUCUUUUAAGUUACUUAUUGUUUAAAUUUAAGAUAUGAUUC